GCCGCCCGCUUCUCGUCCGUGCUGUUGGCGCGCAGGUACAGCAGCACGUGGCUGUCGCCUGGGGCUGGCCGAUGCUGCUGGGCCCUUUGCUGGGCUCAGCAAGAAACACCCUCCUUGAUCCCCUUUUGUCUCCCUUUUCUAGAGGAGCUGCGGCAACGUGGCUUGGACGAGUGGCUGGCGUCGCUGUCUUUCGAUAACCCCGAUUGUCCUGACCUGCAGCUGACCAUGGGUGCAGUAAUCGUGGAAGAAAUGAGGGUGGCUGUAGAAGCAGCCACUGGAUUCAGGUGUUCAGCUGGGAUCUCACACAACAAGACACUGGCAAAACUGGCCUGUGGGUUAAACAAGCCCAACCGCCAGACACUGGUAUCUUCACGAUUUGUCCCACAGCUCUUCAGCCAACUGCCUGUUGGCAAUAUCCGUAACCUGGGAGGCAAGCUUGGCACUGCCAUCACAGACAUCCUGGGAGUGGAGUACAUCGGGCAGCUGACACAGUUCAGUGAGACAGAGCUCCAGACUCACUUUGGAGACAAAACUGGGUCCUGGCUCUACGACUUGUGCAGAGGAAUUGAAGAGGAACCUGUCAAAAACCGGUACCUGCCCCAGUCUGUUGGCUGCAGCAAGAACUUCCCUGGGAAGACAGCCCUGGCCACGCAGAAGGAGGUGCAACACUGGCUCCUGCAGCUGGCCUUGGAGCUGGAAUCCAGACUGAUCAAGGACAGGAGCCAGAACCACCGAGUGGCCAAGCAGCUGAUGGUGGUCAUCCGCAUGCAGGGAGACACCCGGGUGUCACGCUUUUGUGCUCUGUCCCGCUACGAUGCCCAGAAGAUGUGCAACGAUGCUUUUGCCCUCAUCCAAAACUGCAAUAUGGCUGGGGCUCACCAGGCGGCCUGGUCUCCACCACUCAUAUCUGUGCUUCUCUCAGCAAGCAAGUUCUCAGAGCCUGCCACGCUCCUCUCUGCAGGCAUCGCCACCUUCCUGACGAGUGAUACCCAGCCUGAUGGCACUGGCCAAAACACCGCAUCUUCCAAGAGGCCCAGAGUCAAGUUCUUUAGGAGCCCAAGCAAAGAGCUUAGGCAGAAGCCAGCUAAUGCUAUUGAGUCAUUCUUCCAAAAGGCAGCAGAAAGGCAGCAGUCGCAGACAGCAGCAGCAGCCAGCCUGCCCGCUGCUACCCCUGCAGAGUCACCUGUGCCCAGCUCCCCAGAGCUGAAAGAGAGGGACGGUGUUGGUCUUGCCUCUGUGCAGCAUGACCUGGAGUCCCCCGUGAAGCGGAAUCCCAGAGAUGGGAGCCCUAAUUCUCCUUACAAGAGGCUUCCCUAUGAGAAGUCGCUGUCUGAUGCUACACAAACACCCUCAACUCCACCCAGCUCCAGAACCCUUCUGAAAUUAGAGUCAGCUAUGGAGGAAAAUGAGCAGAAUUUGCCACCCUCUCCCGAGCUCGCCCCGUUCCCUCCUGCCUCACCAGGGGACCAGCAGCACUGUGAGAAGUGUGGCCAGCUCGUGCUGGUGUGGGAGUUCCCAGAGCACAUGGACUACCACUUUGCUCUGGAGCUGCAAAGCUCCUUCCUGGAGCCCAGUGCUCCCACGGCUCCAGCAGCAGCUCCCAGCCCAAAGGCUGCAGCUUCCAGGUCUCCUGCCAAGACCAAGACCAAGACUCCAGCAGGAUCUAGUACAAAACGACCCAGAGAAGGUGUGACAAGAACUUUAGAUUUUUUCUUUAAGCGCUUACCUCCUUAACUCCCAGCCACACUGAGAGUUUUUAG
This is a messenger RNA of Egretta garzetta (little egret), 1760 nucleotides long. RefSeq names its product DNA polymerase eta (gene POLH). The transcript has 7 exons. The record is from RefSeq and is a predicted model, not a curated record. Gene Ontology annotation, cellular component: replication fork; nucleus; site of double-strand break. NCBI's taxonomy places the organism in Eukaryota, Metazoa, Chordata, Aves, Pelecaniformes, Ardeidae. The annotation marks the transcript as partial. Gene Ontology annotation, molecular function: DNA-directed DNA polymerase activity; damaged DNA binding. Gene Ontology annotation, biological process: error-prone translesion synthesis; response to radiation.